CUUCAUCUCAUUUCACAUAACAAAUAAGUCUUCAAUUCUGCAUUUUCCCCCAAAUUCUCAGUAGCACAACAGCAAAACCCAAUUUCUCACAAAAAAUUGCAAGAAAUGGGAGGAUUGAACGUAGAGAAUUCUUCAAAUGAAUCACACUGCCACACUCACAAGGUUUUCCUCUUAUGCAAUUACAUUCUCUUAGGUGCAGCUUCCAGUUGCAUUUUCUUGACACUUUCCCUCCGGCUGAUCCCUUCUCUCUGCGGCUUCUUCUUGAUCCUCCUCCACGUCACCACCAUUAUCGGUGCCAUUGCCGGCUGCGCCGCUGCCUCAGCUGCCCGAGGUGCCCGGAAGUGGUAUGGAGCCCACAUGGUAGCCACAGUGCUUACAGCAAUAUUUCAAGGCUCUGUUUCUGUGCUUAUCUACACAAGGCCUAAAGAUUUUCUUGGAAAUCUCAAAUCCUAUGUGAGGGAAGAAGAUGGUGUGACGAUAUUGAAAUUGGCUGGUGGGUUGUGUAUAUUGAUAUUCUGCCUAGAAUGGGUUGUUCUUACACUUGCAUUCUUCUUGAAUUACUAUGCUUAUGUGCAAAAUGAUGGAGUCAAUUCUCGGGCAAUGAAGAAUUCUAAGGUUCAAGAAGAGGAGGACUUGAAGAAUUGGCCAUGGCCUUUCCAAGUUUGAUAUUAUUAUGUAAUAUAGAUAAUGAAGGAUUAUCGCUUGAUAUAUCAUUGUUUGACUAGUUUAUUUGUUUUUGGUUUCUCCAAUUUGGAUGCGGAUUUCUUAUAUAUAUUUAUAAAUAUGUAUUUGUUUCUCUAUUAA
Molecule: messenger RNA, 804 nt
Organism: Olea europaea var. sylvestris
Lineage: Eukaryota; Viridiplantae; Streptophyta; Magnoliopsida; Lamiales; Oleaceae
Exons: 1
Coding region: 106-666 (186 amino acids)
Source: RefSeq, a predicted model, not a curated record